Molecule: messenger RNA, 2158 nt
Organism: Sus scrofa (pig)
Lineage: Eukaryota; Metazoa; Chordata; Mammalia; Artiodactyla; Suidae
Source: RefSeq, a predicted model, not a curated record
AUGCCCCGCCCCUCCACCACCCCAUCCAGACCGACAGUACCUGAAGGAACAGCUCCAGAGAACAUCCCUUCGUCUCGGCCCAAGGAUGGAGGAGGCCCCGAGACCACGCCCCCUCUCCUUGCCAGCUGGGCCGGCGACCGAGUAAGCGCGCCCCGAGCGGAGCGUGGCUGCGGCGCCACGCCCCCAGCACCCCGCGAGAAUAAAGGACCAUGCCUUGAAUUCUCUCAGCUAAGCGUAAAGGAUUCCUUCAGAGAUCUGUUUAACCCGCAAAUGGAGAUAUUUCUGAUAUUGUAUACAAGGAAAAACCCGAGCUGUGCUGAGCCCCUGUUUGAGCAGGAUAACUCACUUAGUGCUAAUUUCAACACAAGCAAGAAAACAGUCUGGCUUAUUCAUGGAUACAGACCAAUGGGCUCUACUCCAUCAUGGCUUCGGAACUUUGUAAGGAUUUUGUUGAACCAAGAUAUGAAUAUAAUUAUAGUAGACUGGAACCGAGGUGCUACAACUUUUCUUUACAGUAGAGCAGUAAAAAAUACCAGAAAAGUUGCUGUGAGUUUAAGUAGGUAUAUUCAGAAUCUUUUGAAACAUGGAGCAUCUCUUGAUAGUUUUCAUUUCAUAGGUGUGAGCUUAGGAGCUCAUAUUAGUGGAUUUGUUGGAAAGAUAUUUCAAGGUCAAGUUGGAAGAAUAACAGGCCUUGACCCUGCUGGACCACAAUUCUCUGGAAAACCAUCAAAUGGCAGAUUAGACUACACUGACGCAAAUUUUGUGGAUGUCAUCCAUACUGACACCAAUGGUUUAGGCAUUAAAGAACCCUUGGGACACAUAGAUUUUUAUCCAAAUGGAGGGAAAAAACAACCUGGCUGUCCUAAAUCAAUCUUUGCAGGAAUUGAAUUUAUUAAAUGCGACCACCAGAGAGCAGUUUACUUGUUUAUGGCAGCUUUGGAAACAAGCUGCAAUUUUAUUUCGUUUCCUUGUCAUUCUUACAAAGAUUACAAGUCUGGCUCAUGUGUGGAUUGUGACAACUUUAAGGAAAAAUCAUGUCCUAAACUAGGUUAUCAAACUGAGCUAUGGAAAGAUAUCUUAAAAGAAAGAAUAGAAAACAGAUCUCUCAGGACCACGGUGUUUUUGGAUACUGUUCAAACAAAUCCAUUCUGUACCUAUUAUUUUGUUCUCAGUGUAAUUGUUCUGGAUAAGACUAUGAAGGAUGGCUAUAUUACAUUUAAAUUAUUAAAUCAGCUUGGAAUGGUUGAAGAGCCAAGGCUCUAUGAGAAGAACAAAUUAUUUUAUAAACGUCAAGAAGUCAAGAUUCUUGCUCAGUUUUUAAAUGAUGUUGUAAAUAUUUCAAGCAUUAGUUUGGCAUAUUUUCAGAGCUCAAAUCAGCAAUGUUCCAAAUGCAAAUACACUAUCCGGCGUCUCAUGUUAAAAUCACUUACAUAUCCAGAAAGACCACCACUUUGCAUCUAUAAUUUUGUACUUGAAGAAAGCAGAGAAAUAGUUCUGAGUCCUAACAUAUGCACACUAACUGAAAUAUAAGAUGCCUUUUUCCAUCAAAUGUAACAACUUGUUUGUGAACUAAAGAACUUGUAAGUAGGAGUAAUGCAAUUCAUAUUUCUUUUAGAAUGUAUUGCUCAAUCUGAAAUUCAGAUAUUUCUACUUCUUGAAUAUGUUUUUAAGAACCAAACAUAUAGGAUAUUUUAAAAUGCAUAUGGCAAAACAUUCUGAAAAUAUUUUGAAAGCUGUUUAUUUCUGUUUACCUUCAUUAAAUGUUUUUCAUUGAGUGUUUCCCUUAGUUACUUAUUAUUAAUAGAUAAUAUGUCUUUAGAAAAAAAAGAGAAGCUUAUUACUUCCACAUACUGUCUAAAUAGUAUUGUUUUCCACUCAGACUGCAAUAAUAAAUAAUUGAAUUUUUUAAUUUAUAAAUUUAUCAUUUAGAGAAAUCAUUUGGAUUAAUGUAUAUCUUGUUAACAUAAAUGCACCUUCUUUUUAGUGAUCUAUUUGGUAUUUUGUAGUGCUUUGUAAAUAAAGUCUUUGUUUCUGUGGAGCACAAUAAUCUAUGGGCCUGUCAUCCUUAAUGUCAGAUCCUGGGUCUGCCACUUACUAAUGGUGUAAUCUUGAGUAACUAAAUUUACCUCACCAUGUUUCAGUUAGCUAAGAAACUUAG